UGUUUUAUAUCAUAUCAAUAAAGGUUGCUUUUAUAAAAAAAAAAAAAUGGAAUAUGAAUAUAAGGCGCGUUAGCGCUUUAGUUUUCAAUAAGGACAUUUAGGCUUUACUAAAGGGCUUUUUUUUCAGGUUUGGAACCCUAUACAAAACAAAACAAAACAAAGGGCGUUUCCUUUCAAAUGACAACUGCCUCUUCCUGCUGCGAGGGCGUUGCACGAAACCAAACCGCCCCCCACCCGAUCAAGUACCAGUUGCUUCGCUGGUAGGCCCACUUAGGUUAGGGGGCAUUGUCCCUCAGUUCUUACCAACCUCCGGUGUGUAAUCGACAUGUUACUAGCUUCAACUCGGUUGAAUAAGAAUCAUUGAUUCCCUCUGCUGUCCAUUUCUUAUUCAUUCAGGGUGCUCGGCCGGUGCUCCUUUAUCAAACCAGAACAACUCUGAACGUUAGGGAAGCCCACGGAGCGGGAAGACCACCUGAGCGAACCGACCGAAGGGACUUGACUUAUCCGAACCGAACGAUAGCGGCUUAAAGCUAAGCCUAUCACGAGCAGCGUCGCUGCGCGGGGAGGAGCAUUUAAAAGUAUGGGGCAAAGGAUCAAGCGCUUUGACUUUGUCCCCCGGGAUCCACCACAGGUUGGGUUUGAGUGAGAGCCGUGUGAUGGGUGACUAUCCAGCACGGUUCGGAGAGCACUUUUAGUCUGCGCUGGUGAAUGGAAGCCCCCCCUAUCAAGCAAGAAAGAAGCGGCUCUUUCCACGGCGGAAUCACCAUUGACUCUAUUUAUUAUUAUGGUAAAUCAGUGUAUCAAGAUGUCAAUCUGAGAUCUUAUUUCGGUUCGAUACGUCCACCUACGAGACUCACCUUUGGCUUUCGUCUCGGUAGGUGUAUUAUUCUACAUUUUCCCAAAAGAACAUUCAUUAAUUUCUUUCUUCCCCGUCGACCACGACGACUGAAACGACGCGAAAAAACCAGACCCGGAAAGGAGAAGGGCCGGUGGUGGACAUUCGGUAAAGUCGGGCCGAUCAGGUGUCUUCAUUCAAGCGACAAUACAGAAGAAGAACGAAAGGAAGUGAGAGGCCGGGGGGCAGGGAAAAGAGUCGAGUCGAUCAGGCUCGACGACCGGGAGAAGGAAAACGAAAUCAGGAUUUGGCCGAAAAAGAAGCAAUGCUAUGGAUACCAUGACCGAUCACCAUCGAUAAAGAAGAAUCUUUCUAAAUCACUUCGGGUCAGCGGGGCCUUCAAGCAUCCGAAAUACGCCGGGGUUGUAAAUGACAUAGCGUUCCUGAUAGAAAAUGACGACUCCUUCAGAAAAACGAAGUUAUUCAAGUUCUUUUUCCCAAAGAAGUCCCGCUCCGACGGCCCGACGAGUCAUCUACUUAAAAGGACCCUCCCUGCAGUGUGUCGCAUAUAA
This is a messenger RNA of Hevea brasiliensis (rubber tree), 1407 nucleotides long. RefSeq names its product ribosomal protein S3, mitochondrial-like. NCBI's taxonomy places the organism in Eukaryota, Viridiplantae, Streptophyta, Magnoliopsida, Malpighiales, Euphorbiaceae. The coding region runs from base 709 to 1407 and encodes 232 amino acids. The record is from RefSeq and is a predicted model, not a curated record. The transcript has a single exon.